This is a messenger RNA of Gossypium raimondii (Peruvian cotton), 1588 nucleotides long. Its product is annotated as protein RETICULATA-RELATED 4, chloroplastic. The transcript is spliced from 8 exons. NCBI's taxonomy places the organism in Eukaryota, Viridiplantae, Streptophyta, Magnoliopsida, Malvales, Malvaceae. The record is from RefSeq and is a predicted model, not a curated record. The coding region runs from base 110 to 1255 and encodes 381 amino acids.
AAAGUUUGAUAACCAAAAAGCCACCAACGACAUACUUGAACUCCGAAAACAACGUAAGGAACAACCCAACACAAAACCACCUCCGCCGCCGCCGUCACUACCGCCACCAAUGUCUACCGCCCCCUCCCUUUUCACCCCAUUCCCGCCUUUUUCUCCUCUCCCGAAAACCACCUCUAAAUUCUCCACCACCUUCCGUCUCCGCCUCCCUUCUCCCAUCACCACUCUCCGCCACCGCAAACAUUCCCCGUUCGCAGCCUUCUCCAACCUCCCCGGCGGCGGAAAUAACUCCGGCGGAGGCGGUGGAAACAAUGACAACGGAAAAGGAAAAGGUGGUAGUGGUGGCGGUGAUGAGAAUGCGGGAGAUGAGAACAGGAAAGAAGCGAUGAUUGUAUUGGCGGAGGCAGGGAGGUCAAUGGAAACCCUGCCGAAGGACUUGGCGGCGGCUAUCCAAGCCGGAAAGGUUCCUGGGUCGGUUAUAGACCGGUUCUUGGGUCUUGAAAAAUCGGAUCUUAUGCGUUGGCUAAUGCAGUUUGAUGGGUUUAAAGAAAGGCUUUUAGCUGAUGAUCUUUUCUUUGCUAAAGUGUUCAUUGAAUGUGGUGUUGGGAUCUUCACCAAGACUGCUGCUGAAUACGAACGUCGCAGAGAAAACUUUUUCAAGGAGCUCGAAAUCGUUUUUGCCGAUGUGGUGAUGGCCAUAAUUGCCGAUUUCAUGCUUGUUUAUCUUCCUGCUCCUACCGUUUCUCUCCGGCCUUCUCUUGCAGCUAGUGCCGGUGUUAUUUCCAAGUUCUUCCAUAGCUGUCCCGAUAAUGCUUUUCAGGUUGCUCUACACGGGACUUCAUAUUCACUUCUGCAGAGAUUAGGUGCUGUAAUGCGUAACGGGGCAAAACUGUUUGCAGUAGGCACCACUUCUUCCUUGGUUGGCACAGCUGCCACAAAUGCCUUGAUUAAUGCGAAAAAGGCCGUCGAUAAGUCUUCCGUUGAUGAAAUCGAAAACGUUCCCAUAUUAUCCACCAGUGUUGCAUACGGUGUAUAUAUGGCCAUUUCUAGCAACCUCAGGUACCAAGUGCUAGCCGGUGUAAUCGAACAACGGAUGUUAGAACCUCUGCUACACCAGCACAAGUUUUUGUUGAGCACGAUAUGCUUUGCCAUUCGAACAGGCAACACAUACUUGGGUUCCCUUUUGUGGGUCGAUUAUGCUCGUUUGGUUGGUAUUCAAAAACCGCAGGAAGAGGAGAACCCUGUAUUGGUAUCGUAAUUCAGGAAUCGGAAGCUUUGCUCGUGCAGCAUGUACUAAAGGAUUCAUCGUAGACAAAUCCAUGUCCGAAUCAUCCCGGAACUUACAGUUCUAUUGUUUGACAUUAUAUGCAUAUCAAGGUUUUUUUUUUUUUUUUCAUUUUGCUGUUGUUUUCGUGCCGGUCCGGGAUUCCGAAUACCCCUAACCAAUGGGUUAAAUUGAAUUUUCUUCCUAAGUUUCAGUAGUAUUUAGAUUUUCAUUUUUGCUACAUUCCAUUUUUGUGUGAAUUGAGACCAAAAGGGUCUGUUUCAUUUAAGACGAUAUAGUAAUACCCUUUCUCUUUUGGUCCCUAAA